AUGCACAGAGCACUCCUCAACGUCACAAGACGGGCCGCCGCCGUCAGAAAUUUGGCAUCGACGGUCGAAGGAGACGCUUUCCGUCUCAAUGAGUACAGUUCCAAGUACUUGGGUCAUCGAAAGGCUGCAUUCACCGAAAAACUCGAAAUCAUCAACGCCGACGACACGCCAGCGAUUCCAAUCUACCGUGUCACAAAUGCAGUUGGUGACGUCAUCGACAAGUCUCAAGAUCCGAAUUUCGACGAGGAAACCGCUCUGAAAAUGUAUAAAACAAUGACUCAACUGAAUAUAAUGGAUCGUAUUCUGUACGAUUCGCAACGUCAGGGAAGAAUCUCAUUUUAUAUGACAAGUUUCGGAGAAGAGGGAAAUCACGUGGGAAGUGCUGCCGCGUUGGAUGCAAAUGAUUUGAUCUACGGACAGUAUCGAGAGGCUGGAGUACUGUUAUGGAGAGGAUAUUCGAUGGAGAAUUUCAUGAAUCAAUGCUACGGAAAUGCUGAUGAUUUGGGAAAAGGUCGCCAAAUGCCAAUGCAUUUCGGAACGAAAGAGCGUAACUUUGUGACAAUCUCCUCCCCACUGACGACUCAACUCCCUCAAGCCGUUGGAUCUGCGUACGCAUUCAAACAACAGAAGGAUAAUCAACGCAUAGUUGUUGUCUACUUUGGAGAUGGAGCUGCUUCUGAGGGUGAUGCUCACGCUGCAUUCAAUUUCGCUGCCACACUGAAAUGCCCGAUUAUCUUCUUCUGUCGUAACAAUGGAUACGCUAUCUCGACACCGACUAGCGAGCAAUACGGAGGAGAUGGAAUCGCUGGAAAAGGACCGGCUUAUGGACUUCAUACUAUUCGUGUCGACGGAAACGAUCUGCUCGCUGUGUACAAUGCCACGAAAGAGGCUCGUCGUGUCGCCCUUACUAAUCGACCAGUACUAAUCGAAGCGAUGACUUACCGUCUGGGACAUCACUCGACUUCUGACGAUUCGACUGCCUACAGAUCAGCUGAAGAAGUUGAGACAUGGGGAGACAAGGAUCAUCCGAUCACCCGUUUCAACAAGUAUAUCAGUGAACGUGGAUGGUGGAACGAAGAAAAAGAGAAAGAGUGGCAGAAGGAGGUGAAGAAGAGAGUUCUCACUGAGUUCUCAGCUGCUGAGAAAAGAAAGAAGGCUCACUAUCAUGAUCUGUUCGAAGACGUCUACGAUGAGCUGCCACUUCGUCUUCGUCUUCAACGAGAUGAGUUGGAUGCUCAUAUUGCGGAGUAUAAAGAGCACUACCCGCUGGAGGGACUUCAUGAGAAACAUCAAAAAUAA
Molecule: messenger RNA, 1299 nt
Organism: Caenorhabditis remanei
Lineage: Eukaryota; Metazoa; Nematoda; Chromadorea; Rhabditida; Rhabditidae
Exons: 4
Coding region: 1-1299 (432 amino acids)
Biological process (GO): branched-chain amino acid catabolic process
Molecular function (GO): oxidoreductase activity, acting on the aldehyde or oxo group of donors, disulfide as acceptor
Source: RefSeq, a predicted model, not a curated record